Molecule: messenger RNA, 1671 nt
Organism: Coccidioides immitis RS
Lineage: Eukaryota; Fungi; Ascomycota; Eurotiomycetes; Onygenales; Onygenaceae
Product: protein phosphatase regulator REG1
Exons: 2
Coding region: 1-1671 (556 amino acids)
Biological process (GO): protein catabolic process in the vacuole; cellular response to glucose starvation
Source: RefSeq, a predicted model, not a curated record
AUGGCGGACGUCCUGGCGCCUCCAUAUCACCAUUCUACUUCACAGCUCUGUCCUCAUGCAGGAGGUCAUUCCAAAAAGUCUCAUUUGCGGCCUGUAGGCCGCAUGAAUUCGCUGUCGUAUUGUCCAACCCGGAAGGCUUGGAUUCCCAAUGCGUACAGCGUGCCGUCACAGGUCUCAAUCUCUGGGGUGUAUUCGCCAUCAACGAGUAGCCUUCUUGAAUAUGAACCUGAGCUUCGUGAUAACGAAUUGGUGUUCCCGGAUUAUGAUCCUAGCCCCGACACAAACACGGACGAUGCGCAGCCCAGAAAGUCAACGUCUGACUCGAAACCGACGUCGGUCCGAGAUGACGAUGAUUUGUCUUCCGAUAUAUCUGAGGAACCAAGGACAGCCGGGGACGACAGCUGCGUAGAGCGGCGACCCACAAGGCAGGUCGAUUACCUUACCCAUGACUGGAAGGAUGAAGAAAUCUGGGGAUCAUGGAAAUAUAUGAAACGCAACGGAGGUUCUUUUCGAACUGGCCAGAGAUUAGAGAACGCUGCAUGGAGAUCAUGGACGAAAUCCUUCUACCGCCUCAGAACUAUUACACCCGAGUCCCUAAACUGGCUGAAAGAUGCCGACGUUACUUGGCUUUUUGGACCUUUACAGGAGGAUCACACGUCCUAUUCGUCCAGCCCUCCUCCGGCUUCUACGACUACAUCCACCUCCAACUCUUACCUGAGCCGAAAACCUAUCCUCAAGAAGACAUCCGUGUCUCAAGCCAUCCUCCAACAUUCGCUUUCCGCCAGUUCCCUCCUCCAACACAACUCUAUCAUCAAAUCCCAGAGCGAAGAUUUUCGUUUAGGAUUUAGUAGGACAGUUUCAGAUACGACUGUGCGUACCGCACACAUGGGAAGCCCACUACGAGCUACCAGAUCUACAUUAUCGACUACAUCUUCCGAUAUGCCGUCUCCCGGUAGCCGACGACACAUCACUUUUAACAGGGUGGUCUCGCAGGUGGUUGCGGUGGGGCGCGAGGACGAGGAAGAUGAAGACGACGAUGAGAAUUAUUCCUAUUCCGGCGAAUACUGCUUAUUGGACGAUGACGACUCUGAAGCUACCUUGGUCACAAUGAAGCAACUACAUCCACGGCGCUCAUUGAGCAGCACGCCAAGGAGCAGCUUCAGCAGCGACACCCGAACAAUCAUUGCGCAUCUACCGCCAACUACGUUAAAGUUCGAUAGCGAUUCCGAAACCGAGGACGAGGAUCAAUACUUUCGCUGGUCGGGAGAACGUCCAUCGUUCUAUCGAUCGGCCUCCACUGAUACUAUCAAGGUGCACGACACAGGAGAGGUCGAGACGUACCCCUCGAGUGAACAUCUCGAGUACGUUGAGUCCGAUAAUGCUUACAGCUGGCCUUUUAAAAGCACGCUAGCGGAUGUCCUGCCCUCCUCUCCAAGUCCCCCAGCCUCACCCAGUGCCUCGGAGGCCCUCACAGACGAUAAUGGGGACGAAGAGUGGUAUCUUUCGUCAUCAGGAGUUUUCAUGCCAUGUGCACAUGGGGAGCUCGCAAAAAGCGAGGAGGCUGAGGGCGACCGUCGCGCUCCCUAUGAUCUGCUUGGCAAAGCUGUUGACGUAGCUAACACCCUCCGAGAUAUCGUUCAUGUUCUUUGGAACGUCGGUUGGAGGCCCUGA